Rubroshorea leprosula is the source of this 1505-nucleotide messenger RNA. The record is from the annotation of a GenBank genome assembly. Lineage: Eukaryota; Viridiplantae; Streptophyta; Magnoliopsida; Malvales; Dipterocarpaceae.
GCACAAACGGCGCCAAUAUAAUAAAAGGAAUGGAAACAUGCAACCUCAAAAUUUUCUUGAACUUAUUUAGCCGACCAUUGUUGCUUCCGUGUGAUCACUUGUUUUGCAAUGCGUGCAUUGUUUCAUCAACAAAACUUGGCUCAGAAUGCCCUCUCUGUAAAGUCCCAUAUGCCAAUCAAGAUCUUAGGCAUGUGCCUUUCAUGGAGAACAUUGUGUCAAUCUUUAGGACUUUGGAUGCUACAUUCCAUGCCAGUCUGUCUGAUUCUAUUGACAGUGGGGUUGGUAAAAGUGUCAUGAAAGAUAAAUGCAGCGUGCAAAAGGAUCUUCUACCUAAAGAAUUUGAGAUGUCUAGGAGUCGAGAUCAAUAUACUGGUGCCACAAAUCCUGGUUUGCCAAUGCAAAGUUCCCAGGUACGAGCUUCUCAAGAGUCUGAGAAUGGGGAAGCAUGUGUGAAUCUGGUUGAACAAGCAUCGAUGGAAAGCCCUCCUUCAUUUGGUGAUAUUAAGGGCUCUGACAAUGACAGUAGUGAUCUUAGUCCAAAAAUGCAUCCAGCAAAGAGAAUCUUUGAUAUGACAAGACAGGGGUUUCAUGAUGGUUCUGCCUCUGAAAUUGGGGGUGACUUUGGGGAACCAAAAAGACAAAAGAAAUUGAACUAUGGACCACUGGAUAUGGCUGUGGAAAGUCCUAACCAUGGGCAAUCCAUUCUGCAAACUGAAACUUUAGCGACUUCUAACUGCAAAUUGGAAACUAAAUCUGUGGUGCUUCCUGCUAGUGAAGUGAUGCAGGCAAAUACAGCCAUCUGUGGAUUUUGCCAGUCCUCAAGAGUGUCAGAGGCCACGGGACCAAUGCUACAUUAUGUUAAUGGAACUGGAAUUGCAGUGACAGGAGAUGAGGCAAACUGUUCAAAUGUUAUUCAUGUACACAGCUCAUGCAUUGAAUGGGCACCACAAGUGUACUAUGCUGGUGAGUCUGUCAAGAAUUUGAAGGCAGAAUUGGCUAGGGGUUCAAAGCUCAAGUGCAGCCAAUGUGGGCUGAAGGGAGCAGCACUAGGGUGUUAUGUGAAAUCCUGCAAGAGAAGUUAUCACGUUCCUUGUGCAAAGGAGAUCCCAAAGUGCCGCUGGGACUUUGAUGACUUUCUUCUGCUCUGUCCAUCUCAUUCUUCAGUCAAAUUUCCAAGUGAGAAGUCUCGAAAUUCCACCUCAAAAGAUUGUGCAGCAACAACUCAUAUGUAUAACCUUGAUCUCUAAUCUCUUGUACUGCUUUGUUGAUUGACAACUGAAUUGUUUUACUGGAUAUCUUUUCAAUAGUGUUUUUUUGGUUAUGAUGUUUGAUUAAUUGUUUGGUUAGUCCCAUUGGAUAACUUUUGUAUAUCUUAAAAGUCUUGUUGUUCUGCUGCCUCUUCUCUUCCAUAUUAAUGAUAGAUUUCCAUAGUUUGAAUGUUGAUAUCUGUUUUUCUUGAAUUGCUUAAGCACACCUUUAGCAAGUAUUAAAUUCAUGAGCAAUUG